GUUCAUCUGAUUAUUAUGGAGUGGCAUUCCAUGAUAUGAUUCGAGGGUCUCCUCCCAAAAUAGGAAUUCAAGAGGCAAACCUGAAAACUCGGGACCGGGCCACGCCAUGGAUAAAGGAGCAGCCGGUGGCUAAAUUUUUGGUUGGCCCCGCGGGCGCACGUCGUUUCCGCUCGCCCCCCUGCGAUGCCGGGACCGGCCGUGGAGGCAGCGGCCAGGAGCGGCGGCGACCACCACGGCGGCUGCUGCGGGAAGGCGGCCGGCAAGUGGGAGAAGACGUACCUGGAUGUCCUGGGCAUCUGCUGCACCGCCGAGGUGGCGCUCGUCGAGCGGCUCCUGACGCCCAUCCAAGGCGUGAGGGCGGUCACCGUCGUCGUCCCGUCCCGGACCGUCAUCGUCGACCACGACACCGCCGCCGUCUCCCAGUUCCACAUUGUGAAGGUUCUGAACAAGGCGGGCCUCGAGGCCUCCGUCCGAGCCUAUGGCAGCAGCGCCGGCGCCGGCGGGCGGUGGCCCAGCCCGUUCACCGUCGCCUGCGGCGCCCUGCUCGCCCUGUCCCUGCUCGCGCCGCUGCUCCCCCCGCUGCGGUGGCUGGCGGUGGCGGCGGCCUGCGUGGGCUCCCAGCCCAUGCUGCUCCGGGCGUUCGCCGCGGCGGGCAAGCUGACGCUGGACAUCAACAUCCUGAUGCUCAUCGCGGUCGCCGGCUCCGUGGCGCUCGGGAGCUUCACGGAGGCCGGCGCCAUCGUGUUCCUCUUCACCGUCGCCGAGUGGCUGGAGACGCUGGCGUGCAGCAAGGCCAGCGCCGGGAUGCUGUCCCUCAUGUCCACGGUGCCCAAGACCGUCGUGCUGGCCGAGACGGGGCAGGUCGUCGGCAUGGGCGACGUCGCGGUCGGCACCGUCGUCGCGGUCAGGGCCGGCGACGUGGUCCCCGUGGACGGCGUGGUCGUCGGCGGGCACAGCGAGGUCGACGAGAGCAGCCUCACCGGCGAGUCCUUCCCCGUGCCGAAGCAGCCGCAGUCGGAGGUCUGGGCCGGCACCAUCAACUUAGACGGCUACAUCUCCGUGAGGACGACGGCCCUCGCCGAGAACUCGACGGUGGCGAAGAUGGAGAGGCUGGUGGAGGAGGCCCAGAACAGCCGGUCUCGGACGCAGCGGCUCAUCGACUCGUGCGCCAAGCACUACACCCCUGUGUGGUUGUGUCUUUUGCAUGUGCAGCCGUGGUCGUCCUCGCGGCGGGGGUGGUCCUCGUGCCCGCCCUGCUGGGAGCUCGCGACCUGGAGCUGGAGCAUUGGUUCCGGCUGUCCCUGGUGCUGCUGGUGAGCGCGUGCCCGUGCGCGCUGGUGCUGUCCACGCCCGUCGCCACCUUCUGCGCGCUCCUGCGGGCGGCCAGGAUGGGGCUCCUCGUCAAGGGAGGCAACGUCCUCGAGUCGCUGGGCGAAGUCAGGGUCGCCGCGUUCGACAAGACCGGCACCAUCACCAGAGGGGAGUUCAGCAUCAAGGACUUCCAUGUGGUUGGGGACAAGGUUGAAAUGAACCAGCUACUCUACUGGGUAUCUAGCAUCGAGAGCAAAUCAAGCCAUCCAAUGGCCGCUGCACUUGUCGAGUACGCUCAGUCCAAAUCUGUACAGCCGAAGCCGGAGAACGUGACCGAGACCUGCAUCUAUCAUGGCGAGGGCAUCUACGGGGUGAUGGAUGGGAAACAGAUCUACAUUGGAAACGAAAGGAUCAUAGCAAGGUCCUCGUGUCGUCAUCAUCAACAUGCUGGCCACCAAGAAACAGACGGUCUCAAAGGCGUGUCCAUCGGCCACGUGAUCUGCGACGGCGAUCUGGUGGGGAAGUUCUCGCUGUCCGACACCUGCAGGACAGGGGCGGCCGAGGCGAUCCUGCAGCUGAGGUCGAUGGGGAUCAAGUCGGUGAUGCUGACCGGGGACAGCGCGGCGGCGGCCAAGCACGCGCAGGAGCAGCUCGGGGGCGUCCUGGAGGAGCUCCACGCGGGGCUCCUGCCGGAGGACAAGGUCCGGCUCGUCCGGGGCCUGCAGGCGCGGCACGGGGCGACGCUGAUGGUGGGCGACGGCAUGAACGACGCCCCGGCGCUGGCCGCGGCGGACGUGGGCGUGUCCAUGGGCCUGUCCGGGUCGGCCGCGGCCAUCGAGACGAGCCACGCCGCGCUCAUGUCCGGCGACAUCCUCAGGGUGCCCAAGGCCGUCCGGCUCGGGCGCCGCGCCCGGCGCACCAUCGCCGUGAACGUGGCCUCCUCCGUCGGCGCCAAGGCCGCCGUGCUGGCGCUCGCCGUCGCGUGGCGCCCCGUGCUGUGGGUGGCCGUGCUCGCCGACGUCGGCACGUGCCUGCUCGUCGUCCUCCACAGCAUGCUGCUGCUCAGGGACGGCGCCGCCCGCCGCCCGAGGUGCUGCGCUAGCGCUACGGCGUGCAAGAGCAAGCAGGCGUCCAAGCCGUGCUGCGCGACGGUGAAGCCGGUGGCGACGACGAGGCACAGGCACGGGCACGGGCACGGGCACGGGCACGCAGGCGCGGGGAAGCCCGGGACGCUAGGAGGCGACAAGCAGGGUAAGGACUGCCAUGGUUGCUGCCAGAAGGAGAGCAAGCCGCCCGAGGACGCCGUCGUGAUCGCCAUUCCGGGACGGGCCGUGGAGCACCGGAAGGAGGCCUUCCCUCACGAGAACGCGGGAGCCGGGGGGUGCUGCGCUGCAGCGCACGGUGCCGAAGACGAGGUAUGCAUUGUCAUCAGCGCCAGGUCGCCCUGCUGCAGCACCGCGAGGAGUCGGUCUGGUUCUCCCAAGGACGCAUUGUGCUGCCACGGCUCCGGUGGUAAAGACGGCGGCGCCAUCUCAGCCCUCGUGUGCUGACCUCACCUACCAGCACUACCAUUCGUGGAAUACGGUCGUCUUGUAUAUAAAAAAAUUACUCAUAUCCUAUGCCGUAGACAGGAAGUUGUUUCUAUUACGAGUACUAAUAUUCUUGUAAUCUAUGUUCCCCUGAGAUCAUUAGAAAAAAAAUUAUAUAUAAUACUCUAUUAAAAAUCUAA
Molecule: messenger RNA, 3040 nt
Organism: Zea mays
Lineage: Eukaryota; Viridiplantae; Streptophyta; Magnoliopsida; Poales; Poaceae
Product: Cadmium/zinc-transporting ATPase HMA2
Exons: 6
Coding region: 36-2861 (941 amino acids)
Biological process (GO): monoatomic cation transport; transmembrane transport
Cellular component (GO): membrane
Molecular function (GO): metal ion binding; ATPase-coupled monoatomic cation transmembrane transporter activity; ATP binding
Source: RefSeq, a predicted model, not a curated record